AUGCGUCUUCUCCUCGCCGCAUCGCCACCAGAAGAAGCGUCUAUGUUUUUGAAUUUUGUUUUUUCCUUUUUCAGUCAAUCUGGUUGUGAAACAAAAGCCAGAUCACAAAUGGAGGACAUUGAGGCGGAAGACAAGAGCCAUAUGAGCGGCUCGGUGUCGUCUUUACCAGAGAACUAUAGCAGCAUCAACAGGAACGAAACUCAUGAUGACUGCAUGAGCAAAGACCAUCAAUGCAUCCACACUAGAGAGAGGCCAUACAGCUGUGACCACUGUGAGAAAAGAUUCAUCAGAAAAGGCGAUCUGAUGUCCCAUCAACGCAUCCACACUGGAGAGAGGCCAUACAGUUGUGACCUCUGUGAGAAGAGAUUCAUCAGGAAAAGCGGACUGAUGUCCCAUCAACACAUCCACACUGGAGUGAGGCCAUACAGCUGUGACCACUUCUGACGUGUUUAGCCAAUACGGCGGUUGCCUGAAGCUGAUCUGUGGAGGAGACGACUGACAUCGUCCAUCUGAAG
Molecule: messenger RNA, 515 nt
Organism: Poecilia reticulata (guppy)
Lineage: Eukaryota; Metazoa; Chordata; Actinopteri; Cyprinodontiformes; Poeciliidae
Source: RefSeq, a predicted model, not a curated record